CAUAUUUGAACUACUCAUCGCACAUAUGGUAGACAUAUACCGCCAUAUUCUUCUUGGCUCAUCAUCAGUACCCCUUUGCCUUUUCUUGAUCAUUAUUGUUUAGGGUGGAGAUCGAUGGAGGGUAGUGCGGUGAUGAACAGAUGGAGAUGGUGGUGGGUGGUGUGCGUGGUGUUUUUGGUGUUGCAUGGGGGUACUUCAGCUCAACAGGUUCCUUGCUACUUCAUUUUUGGGGAUUCAUUGGUGGAUAAUGGGAAUAAUAAUCAACUUUCGUCUUUAGCUAGAGCUGAUUAUUCGCCUUAUGGGAUCGACUUCGACCCUCGCGGACCUACUGGCAGGUUUUCCAAUGGUAAAACCAUUGUUGAUGUGAUUGCUGAGCUCUUGGGUUUCAAUGGUUAUAUUCCUCCCUAUGUAACUGCUAGCGGUCGAGACAUACUCAGUGGGGUAAAUUACGCAUCGGCGGCCGCUGGAAUCAGAGAGGAAACUGGACGGCAACUUGGAGGUCGCAUUACUUUUAGUGGUCAAGUAAGGAACUACCAAAAUACAGUGUCUCAAAUGAUGGAUUUACUGGGAGAUGAGAACACAACAGCAAAUUAUUUAAGCAAGUGCAUAUUUUCUAUUGGUUUAGGCAGCAAUGAUUACCUUAACAAUUAUUUCAUGCCUCAAUUCUAUUCAUCCAGUAGGCAAUAUACACCAGAGCAGUGGGCAAAUAUUCUUAUUCAACAGUAUACUGAACAAUUAAGGAUUUUGUACAACCAUGGAGCAAGGAAAUUUGUGUUGAUCGGAGUGGGUCAAAUUGGGUGCAGCCCUAGUGAAUUGGCUCAAAAUAGUCCCGAUGGUAGAAAAUGUGUUCAGAGAAUCAACUCUGCCAACCAGAUUUUCAACAACAAGCUUAGAUCUCUUGUUGAUCAAUUCAAUGGCAAUACCCCUGAUGCUAAAUUUAUCUACAUCAAUGCUUAUGGUAUUUUCCAAGAUAUUACGAGCAAUCCUGCAAGAUAUGGUUUUAGGGUUACAAAUGCUGGGUGCUGUGGUGUGGGAAGGAAUAAUGGUCAAAUUACAUGCCUACCUUUUCAAACCCCAUGCCCAAAUAGGAACGAAUAUUUGUUUUGGGAUGCAUUUCACCCAACUGAAGCAGCAAACAUAGUAAUAGGGAGAAGAUCUUACAGUGCUCAAUCUGCGUCAGAUGCUUAUCCAUUUGAUAUCCGCCGGCUAGCCCAGCUCUGAAGAUGGAGAUGGUGAUUAUGGUGGCAUGAUAAUAUGAAGAUUAUAUCCAAUAUUUUUUCUGUGUUCUGCAAUUUGGGUUUUGUGUGCUUAGAAGUGCACAUAUCGAGUCCUGUCUAGCUACUUCAAGCAAGCAAUAACAAUCACAAUUACUUCA
Messenger RNA from Hevea brasiliensis (rubber tree), 1375 nucleotides. Its product is annotated as GDSL esterase/lipase At1g29670. Gene Ontology annotation, molecular function: hydrolase activity, acting on ester bonds. The coding region runs from base 115 to 1221 and encodes 368 amino acids. NCBI's taxonomy places the organism in Eukaryota, Viridiplantae, Streptophyta, Magnoliopsida, Malpighiales, Euphorbiaceae. The record is from RefSeq and is a predicted model, not a curated record. The transcript is spliced from 5 exons.